Dothidotthia symphoricarpi CBS 119687 is the source of this 1754-nucleotide messenger RNA. Its product is annotated as glycoside hydrolase family 17 protein. Gene Ontology annotation, cellular component: fungal-type cell wall; extracellular region; cell surface. The record is from RefSeq and is a predicted model, not a curated record. The coding region runs from base 236 to 1540 and encodes 434 amino acids. NCBI's taxonomy places the organism in Eukaryota, Fungi, Ascomycota, Dothideomycetes, Pleosporales, Dothidotthiaceae. Gene Ontology annotation, biological process: cell wall organization. Gene Ontology annotation, molecular function: glucan endo-1,3-beta-D-glucosidase activity; 1,3-beta-glucanosyltransferase activity. The transcript has 2 exons.
CACGCACUCACAUUCAACCAGUCUCUACCGCCUCAUUUGAUUCAAAGCUUCCAAAUCGGCCCAGCCCGACCUUUCCUUCCAACAUCCAGCUGCAGAGCAGUCAGUCACUCAUUACUUCAAGUCUCCUGUGCUUUUUCGUGUGUUUCAAUUCAACUCAUCAACACACACCUCACCUUCUCUGUUUGGUAUUCCACGUAACAACAUCUCCAUAACAACAUUCGCUUCAUUCAUCGCCAUGAAGAACGUAGCUCUGGCUAGCGCACUCGCUGCAGGCUUUCUCAUCGGCACCGUGGGUGGUCACCCGUUCAAGCGCGCAGUGGUCACCGAAGUCGUCUAUGUCACUGAGACAAUCGGCGAUGCUGUGGUCUACGUCGACGAGAAGGGUGUGCCGUACUCUACCACUACUAUCAACAAGAUCACCAGCGUUGCUACAGCAGUAGUCGCGACCUCGACGACGUCUUCAAUCUCCCUGAUGACUCCCGAGAUGCCUUCCGCGCCUGAAGUACCGUCUUCUUCGGCAACAUCUGCUCCGUCUGCCCUACCUUCGUUCGUUUUCGUCUCAGAGGAACCUGAACCCACACGGGCCGACAUCGAUGUACCGGAAGCUUCCAACUCUCAGUUUUACGAGCCGCCCAUCAUCACUUCCGUUGCUGUGGAGUCGGCCUACGUCCCCUUACCUUCGCUCGCACCUGCACCUGAACCAGAACCAUCAGCCAUCAAGCAGGACGACUCGGCCGGCCGUCUACCUAUAGGCGUAACGUACGACCCCUUCACUGGCACUGGAGACAACUCCCGCUGCAAGACCGAGCAGGAGAUUACUAGUGAAUUCAAUAGGAUGAAGGACUAUAAGAUCGUUAGGAUCUACGGUAUGGGCUGCAACAUCAUCCCUCUUGCUGUUCAGAAUGCUCUGCGGAACGGUCAGACGCUCAUGGCAGGCGUGUACUUGAGCAACCGGGGUAACGGUGAGGCUCUUGGUCAGGUCAUCCAGACAUUCAAAGACGCCAUUGAUCAGUAUGCUGGCGGUAGCUGGGACAUCGUUCGGUUAUUUGCGGUCGAGAAUGAACGAGUAAACGAGCACGACAUGACUGCUUCGGACGUUGUCGGCGCUAUCCACAGUGCCCGCGGGCAACUGCGAGGGCUCGGAUACAACGGCCCUGUUGGUGCUGUCGAGACUGUGCCGGCUACAAUCGACAAUCCGGCGAUCUGCCAGGCUUCCGACGUAGUCAUGGUCAACUGCCAUGCCUUUUUCGACCCCAACACGAAAGCCGCAGACGCAGGUGCUUUCGUCCAGUCCCAAAUUGAGCUCGUCAAAACGAGCUGUAACACCAACCGUGUAGUCGUCACCGAGUCUGGAUGGCCGCAUCAAGGUGACGCCAACGGUGCUGCUGUGCCUUCGCCUGAGAACCAGCGUAUCGCCCUUGAAUCCAUUCGAGGCCACUUCGACCACGACAUGUUCCUCCACAACGCCUUCGACUCCACCUGGAAGUCUGAUUGGGCGUCGUCAUUCAAUGCCGAGCGCUGGUGGGGCGUGAUUCAGUAACUGUACUGAAGGCCGAUGAGCAGAAUGUUCGGCGUUGCAAGAUACCUUGAAGGUAUGAAGCCUACCAUUCCAUCUCUCACCAUAUGUACGCAUUGUCAGCUGGGUCUGACCACGUGCAUGGAAGUCAUUUUUGGCGCCAAUAUGCAUCAUGCAUCAUGAAGACAUGAAUUAUGUAGUUCACGUAACAUAGCUAGUCAAUCUAUCAGAUGUCGGC